This is a messenger RNA of Amaranthus tricolor (Joseph's coat), 1011 nucleotides long. RefSeq names its product peroxidase P7-like. Lineage: Eukaryota; Viridiplantae; Streptophyta; Magnoliopsida; Caryophyllales; Amaranthaceae. Bases 1 to 975 code for a protein of 324 amino acids. The transcript has 4 exons. Gene Ontology annotation, molecular function: peroxidase activity; heme binding. The record is from RefSeq and is a predicted model, not a curated record. Gene Ontology annotation, biological process: response to oxidative stress; hydrogen peroxide catabolic process.
AUGGCUACCUCCAAGUUCGUAGCUCCAAUUGUCGGUUUUAUGAUGUUCUUUCUCUUCAUCUCAUUUACUACCAUAGUCGAUGCUCAACGAGGAUUAUCCACCAACUAUUAUAAUAAUAGAUGCCCUAAUUUUAGAUCAGUGGUUCGAACUAUAGUUCGUAAUGCUGUAAACAAUGAGCUUCGCAUGGGUGCUUCCUUACUUCGCCUUCAUUUUCAUGACUGUUUUGUUGGAGGAUGUGAUGCAUCAGUAUUGGCGGAUUUUCCAGGUGGUGAGAAACAGUCUGUCCAUAACGCAAACUCUUUAAGAGGAUUUGGAGUAAUAGAUAGCAUUAAACAACAAUUAGAAGCAGUAUGUCCUGAUGUUGUUUCUUGUUCAGAUAUAUUAGCACUUGUUGCUCGGGAAGCUGUUGUUGCGCUUGGGGGCCCAAGCUGGAAUGUUGAAUUUGGAAGAAAAGAUUCAACAUCAAGACCAAGCUCAGUGGCUGCUGACCGUGAGCUUCCAUUUGCCACGAAUAAUCUUGGUGAGCUCGCCGGCUUAUUCUCUACCAAAGGUUUCUCUAUCAGAGACUUGGUUGCACUUUCAGGUGCUCACACUGUUGGCCAAGCUAGAUGCAUACGGUUCCGUGAUCGCGCCUACAGAGAAAGAAACAUACUACCACGCUUCGCCCAUUUUUUGCAGAGAAUAUGCCCCAUUAAUUCGGGCGACAACAAUCUUGGUCCCUUAGAUGUUCGUAGUCCAAGUGUGUUCAACAAUGACUAUUUCAAAGGUUUAACAAAUUUUGAGGGUCUUCUUCACUCGGACCAGGUACUAUUUAGCGGACGCGGUGGGCAAACUGACAGACUAGUCCAACUCUACGCAACUAAUGAAGCUGCUUUUUUUGCUGAUUUUUCUUCUGCAAUGUCCAAGAUGAGCAGACUUGGAGUUAAAACUGAUCGUAGAGGGGUUGUCCGCAAGAAUUGUAGGGCUCUUCGUUAAUUUAUGUGUAUGAUAUGAUCAUAUUUUAUUUAUAUG